AUGCUUGCGAUGCGUUUCAGCCGGCUUCCUCGAAGGUUCGCAACAUCCUCUGAUUCACACAUUAGAAGACGCCUUGAGGGAGAAAACUAUGGGAUUGCUGACUUCCAUGAUAGCGCUGUUCAAUAUCUUGAGCAAAAGCUGGCCGAACUCGAAGCCUUUGCUACCACAAGAGAGGGUGUUACAAAUGCGGCGUUGCCAACACAAGACAACUUGAGUAUCAACACUGUAGAAAAGGAUGUCCAACAGAUCGCCGGAAUAUCUGUCAUUCGUUCCUUAUCAGCAAGUGGCUUCGAAUGCAGCGACAAAAUUCAGCAUAAGGCGAAGCUUUUUUACGGUUCUGAAAGACCUCCACUCAAAAUUCCAAUAGGUGGUAUCUAUCAUGAGCUCAGUCCAAGAACGGCCGGGCAUGCAUACGCAUCUCAAUUUGCCAAGUUCAACGCUCGGAGACUACCUAAGCAUGUGGCAAAACGGCUUUUUGAGAAUUACAAAAUGGACAUCCUCCCUAGAUUCCCCUGCUUUGAAGAAGAUGAAAUUGGCAAAUAUUUCAACUUAUUCUAUGAACAGGAACUACCCAAAACCAACGAAGAAAGCCUGCCAGACAUCGCAGAUUUUGUAGUUCCAAUGGUGCUGGCGAUAUGUUCACUGACGUCCAGGACCAACGACUUCGAAAAGGUUGCUGCCCUGAGCGAGGCUCUACAAUCUGAUGCUCUGCGUGACACAGAGCGGGUUUUGCAGCAUGCAUCCAUACAGUCAUUGAAAUGUCUGCUUCUCAUCAUUCAACUCGCGCUGUUACUCCCGCAUACCGCUAACUUAUGGCAUUCGACCGGGGAGGCUAUGCGGGUAGCAGUGAGUCUGGGACUACACCAGGAGCCUGAUGACAGAAUUAUGAGGGACCACAAACUCUGCGAAGAGCGACGCAAGCUUUUUUGGGUCAUCUACCAACUUGAUAGGAUCGUUUCCAUAUCUGCAGGAUGUCCUGUCGCCCUUGGUGACGAACACAUCACAACCCAGCUUCCGUUUGGAGGGGGCAGUCCAUUCCAUGGUGGUCCAGAUGAAAAUCACUCCGGGAUUAUUGAGAGCCUCACAAAAAGACGGUUCCUCAUGAGAACGCGUGCCUGCGUCUUACAGUCGGAAAUACACGCCACCCAGUUCUUCGAUCAAGCCCUCCCAGACUCCGUCAAGGACCACGCCGACUGGAUCAAUAAAACCAACGAAGCCGUUCAAAGACUUGCAAACGAAGCCACGCCUGGACCUUUGGUUGAUCCAUGGCUAAUUUCAGUGCCUUAUCAAUGUCGUGUUCUACUCCAUCGGCCAUGUUCUAGAAACAUUGUGGUCUCUGACGAGUCGUUGCUGGCCGUUGUAAUUGCGGCGACCAAUCUGAUUGCUCUCGACAUGAAUGUCGCUAAAGCAGGGGGUCUCGUGAUGGCAUUCGAGAUUGCCAAUCGGGAUUUUCAAGCCGGGAUGGUUUUGCUUUACGCUCUCCGGAACCACUCUGCAAAGCUGGAGGAAGCUUCAUUUACGGCUGCAGCGGAGAGAGCGCUUUCAGAUCUUGUACAACUAUUCAAACUGUUGUCGUCGAGAUGGCCACCAUUGGCAGACACUGCUGCAUAUAUCAACGAGCUAAUCGAUACGAAUCUCCGCAAUCCAGUCGGUCACAGCGGUAGCGCUUACGACAUGAAUGUCCUUGAGGAGCUAGACUGUCUCGUUACCCAACGACGAAUACACAGCAUUCGCCAUCGUAACGUUGUGUUGCCACAGCAGAAGAAACCAGCCGCUGCUGCCACUCAACCGAAGGAUUGUGGUCAGCAGAUGGGUGAAGAUCUGUUUGAUGACGAAAACUGGUGGCGGGACUUCAUCAACGAUGAUUUAGUUACGAACGACAGUCCCUUUUCACUGAUUUCACCAGAUGCCGUACAGAGUUCUGUUUCUAUCCACCCGCACGAGAGAAUUCAACAUCCGCCCGACCCAAGACAAGAUCUUUCCGAUCUAGAGAAGCAACUACAACCAAUCAUCGAGGCUCUACCUUCAUGUAGCUUUUGUAGAGACAGGCGGAUCAAGUGUCGUCUCCAAUUACCAGCUUGCAAGGAAUGCCAUCGCACUUCACGUAAUUGCGUGGUAUAUGACCCAAUCCUGGGAAGCAAUGUACCGUUGAAGCGCAUACACUCUCUUCUGGAACAAAUCCGACAUAAAGCUUCAACUAGUUUGCCAGCUCCUACAUUCCAAACGAAUGAAGAGCAUUUGAGAAGACGUACAAUGGGUGUCCUGCUGCCAGUGAGACCUGGUCCACAGGAGGAGCCACUAAGUAGUUACUCGCAACGCAAUCACAGCGAUUCGUUCUUUGGGACGCGGAGUGCUUUCGGUUGUCUUCGGAACCUACUUCAGAAGCGUCCAGUCACAAUUCCCGAGAUUCUGCGAACUGCCACCCAUUGGAACUCCCACAAUGUUUCGCCGACGAGACUGCCUUGGAACGGCGACAUCACUAAGCCGUUAGCUGAAGGUCUUUUUCAACUGUUCAACCGAUCUGCGAAUGCCUUUUUUCCUGUGUUGGAAUCUUCAACCCUUGACCGCAUUGUAACUGGAUUCUUUGACUUCUCAAGGUCGCAGCCAAGUACAGACGCUGAGUUAUUCUAUCUGGUGGUGGCAAUAGCAUCUUCGGUUGGCACAAAAAGCGACCCUAGGCUGGUCGUAUGGGCGGAGUCAUCAUAUGCAAAGGCUAUUGAAGUCUUACACACUGACUGCGACCACGGCUCUCGCCCAUCAAAUGUUCUCCUCUUUGAAAGGACCUUGCUAAUUUGCAUCUAUCUCCUCCUAAAUCCACAGGCAGGUGACAUUUGGCGACAUCUGGGUUUCGCAAUCAGACACUAUCUGGACCUUUCCCAUCGUCCCUCUACGGAGGAGUUGGACGAGGGUCAUGAUUUGUUUUGCACUCUAACGAGGACAUUGUAUUGUCUAGAAAGUCAAGUUUCCAUCGCCUUCGGACGACCCAGCCUCCUGGCAAUCGGCGAUGGGCUUCGCAAGGAGCUUACCAAUCAAACUACUGGCACGAUCAGAGAGCAGAUUUCCGUAUCGUCGUAUUUGAUUGCAUUUCUAAAGAUGAAAAUUCACAACACUCUUUUAGCAAAUGAUGCGAACAGUCUAAAAGUGAAAAAAGACGACCUCCAAAGAGCCUGUCAAGAGCAUCGUCGGGUCCUAGACGAGUGGUUCGUGCGUUGGAAAGAAAGAAUGAACUCCGUUCCAGAGGUGGCAAGAGAGCCCUAUGCCGGAUUGAUUUCUUGGGUGAAGUUCAGUUACCACCAUGGAAUCUUCAUGAUAUCCCUUCUUUGGCCUACUGCAGGAGGACAUGCUGCUCGUGUCUGCAGCGCUCUGUCCGACGCGGGUUUGCAACUCACGAGGCAACAACAGUUGUUCGGGCGAUUGUUUUCGGUUUUCCAGGAUGACGCACCAAUUCUGGUUUUUCCGAUUAGCUGGGUGACAUCUCACACGGUCUUUCAGGUGGGAUUGUCCACUAUCGACAGUAACUCCAAGUCAUCUACCCAGGAGGGUAUAGGCGCUAGGUCAACAGCACUUCAACGUUGUUUAUCACUGGUUUUGCAACUUGAAGCUGACUCAACGAAUCUUCUGACGGGGCAGUCCGUCGUACUUCAGGAGUUGAUUUCUAAUUAG
Messenger RNA from Colletotrichum gloeosporioides, 3663 nucleotides. Its product is annotated as putative transcriptional regulatory protein. Bases 1 to 3663 code for a protein of 1220 amino acids. The record is from RefSeq and is a predicted model, not a curated record. Gene Ontology annotation, molecular function: sequence-specific DNA binding; zinc ion binding; DNA-binding transcription factor activity, RNA polymerase II-specific. The transcript is spliced from 7 exons. Lineage: Eukaryota; Fungi; Ascomycota; Sordariomycetes; Glomerellales; Glomerellaceae. Gene Ontology annotation, biological process: DNA-templated transcription; positive regulation of transcription by RNA polymerase II.